This is a messenger RNA of Oppia nitens, 1317 nucleotides long. RefSeq lists its product as uncharacterized. The record is from RefSeq and is a predicted model, not a curated record. Gene Ontology annotation, molecular function: UDP-glycosyltransferase activity. The coding region runs from base 1 to 1317 and encodes 438 amino acids. NCBI's taxonomy places the organism in Eukaryota, Metazoa, Arthropoda, Arachnida, Sarcoptiformes, Oppiidae. The transcript is spliced from 3 exons.
AUGAAACAAAAAUUGCGUAUAUUAUUUGUGCCGAUUGACGCCACUGGCCACGUAAACUCGGCCAUCGGUAUGGCACAGGUGCUGAUGGCCGCCGGACACGAGAUCACGUUUGGCAUCAGUGAUCAGUGGACCGGUAAACUUGAACCGUACGGUAUUCGCGAAAUAGUUUGGACAUUGAAAGGUCGCGAAGAUGCCGGCAAUAAUGCGGCCAAAUAUUAUGCACAGGAUCUCAAACGAAAAGGUAUUUUAGGACCCGACGGCACACCGUUGGACAAAGCAGUCAUUAUGUUUAAAGAUAACGGCAAUGAAAUGUUUGAGGCCUGUCGUGAUGUUGAUGAACACUUGGCCAAAGCGAUUGACACCAUUCAACCCGAUAUCAUUGUAUGCGAUCAAAUAAUUUCGUUGACAUCGAUUACCCGAUCGGGAAUUCCGUGGGUAUUGGUAUGCAGUUGUAAUCCGUUAACAAUAAUGCACGACAAUAGGACACCGCCACCAUUUUCAGGUUUACCGACAACCGGUCCAUACAGUGAAUGGCAAUCAUAUAGAGAAGCAUACAUUGAAGGUAUUCAUAAUACAUGGAAACAAAUUAACGACUACGAGUUGGCCACUGGUCUACCACCGUUACCGGCAAUGUCGCUAAUCAAUGAAUCGAAAUAUCUUAAUAUAUAUGGCUAUCCCGAGGAACUGGACUAUCUGGACAUUAGACCGCUGCCCGAAAAUUGGUAUCGUUUUGAUAAUCUGAUGCGUAAAGAAAAGCACCGACCGUUUGAACUGCCGAAACAAUUGUCGACUAAACCGGGAAAACUGAUAUUUUUUUCAUUGGGAUCUAUGGGUGCAGUAGAUGUGGAAAACAUGAAACGAUUGGUCAAUAUAUUAGGAAAAUCUCGAAACCGAUUUAUUGUGUCAAAGGGGCCGUUAGGUGAUGAGUACGAUCUGCCGGACAACAUGUGGGGUCAGUCAUCGGUACCUCAGAUACAAGUCUUGCCAUUAGUUGAUUUGGUUAUAAAUCACGGCGGAAACAAUACACUAAACGAAACCAUAUACUUUGGAAAGCCUAUGAUAGUUAUGCCACUGUUUGCCGAUCAGUACGAUAACGCACAGAGAGUCCAUGAAAAAGGUUUCGGUAUACGACUUGAUGCCUACAAGUGCUCCGAAAAGAUAUUAUUAUCAGCUAUUGAUAAGCUUUUGAAUGACAAUGAAUUGCGUGAAAAAAUGCAGAAAAUUUCUCAAAGAAUACAAUCGGAUAAUAAUAUUAUUAUGGGUAGUGUUGCCAGACGUCCUCCAUUUCGGAGAAAAAUGUCGUCCGAUUUGUGUUGA